Molecule: messenger RNA, 4206 nt
Organism: Oncorhynchus masou masou (cherry salmon)
Lineage: Eukaryota; Metazoa; Chordata; Actinopteri; Salmoniformes; Salmonidae
Product: BTB/POZ domain-containing adapter for CUL3-mediated RhoA degradation protein 3
Exons: 7
Coding region: 1279-2220 (313 amino acids)
Biological process (GO): proteasome-mediated ubiquitin-dependent protein catabolic process; protein ubiquitination; protein homooligomerization
Cellular component (GO): Cul3-RING ubiquitin ligase complex
Molecular function (GO): ubiquitin-protein transferase activity; protein binding
Source: RefSeq, a predicted model, not a curated record
GUAGUGCCACAUAUGUCUGCUGUUUGAUGAGAGAGCAACUGGGGAUGCAGCACAAAGGAAUCCCUCAGCAGAUGCCAUAAUGGAGGUCUGAUCCUAUUUGGAGGAGCCCCUCCUCCAAAGAUCUGCAGAUCCUCUGAGCUGGUGGAAGAACAAGGCCUCUGUCUACCCACUGCUUACUAAAGUCAUGACAGGGAGACUGCAUAGUGGCCACAAAAUUGGAGUGUAGGAUACGUUUAUAAAUGAUAAUACAUCGUUUCUUGGUGGGAUGCGUUUAUUGGGUAAUGAUGCAUAUGUAGGAGACCCGUUUGAGGUGUUGGAAAAUUAGAAGUAUGCGCUGGGAAAAGUUGUCUAUCAGAGUGACCAGGCGUGGUCUUAUUUUGAUUAAUGAUAUUUCUGAAGAAAAUAGGAAGAUUGCAGUGGGCAUCACAAGAAUCCGAACAACAGAAGUAUUGUGCUUUAAACUUCGGAGCCAAGCCCCCAUCAAAGGAGUCAUUUCAGGAGUAACGACGGAUGCUCAGGUUGAAUACCUGAAGAGGAUUCUUGUGGUUGGUGCCCGGCGUCUGACCCGCUGGGUGAAUGGAGACAAAUAAAUCUGUCGGCCCUGUUUUUUAAAUGUUUUAUAAAGAGCACCUAUCUACGCAAAGAUUGGUUAUGUAUACAGCUUUGUAAAAAUGUUUAAGGAUUUGGCCAUGUUUCAAGUGUGUGCAGACGGACGGAGUAUACUGAAGAAUGGUGUAUAGAUGGACGAUCGGUGUUGCAAUUGUGUUGGGGUCAUGUUCCUGGUGUGCCUUGUAAGGGUGAAGGAGAUUGAGGUGGCAUACAUUAGAGCGUUCAAUCGAAUGCGGAUGGAAUUGAAAGAGUUUUGAGAAUACAAGUGACGUUCGUGGAGAUAUCGUAAUGGAUGUAGCACAGCCUGUCGUAAAUAUUUUCUGACAGGCUUGGAUUUUGUGGCGUUCAUUGGCACAAUUAUAAACUGUACGGCUCCAGUCUCAAAGAAGUAAAACAACUGGACAUUAUUGUGGCUGCGGCAGAAACGUUUUUUUAAGAAACGACUACUGGCGACGGAAGACGGCCCACCCUCCCAUCUCAGAUUCGUUUUUAUUUUUAACAGAAAGUUGUAUGAUUCGUUGUUUUUUUUUGGUAGUUCAGUUUUUGGAUGAUCCUGUUUCCAUCCCGAUUAGUAAAAUGUGCGAACGUCAAUAUAACGUGACCAUAGAAGUCUGAAUUUAACACGAUCGAGCCAGCAAACUUUGUUUCCAGGCUGACUGACCGGGUCCUAUGGAAGAGAUGUCAGGAGUAAGUGCGGUGAGCUCGGCGUUGCCUGCGGCUACAACCCGUACCACCUCAUUCAAGGGCUCCUGCCCCAGCUCGAAGUAUGUGAAGCUGAACGUGGGUGGGGCGCUCUACUACACCACCAUGCAGACACUCACCAAGCAGGACACCAUGCUCAAGGCCAUGUUCAGCGGUAGGAUGGAGGUUCUCACAGACAGCGAAGGCUGGAUCCUUAUUGACAGGUGUGGGAAGCACUUUGGGACCAUUCUGAACUACCUGCGUGAUGGUGCUGUACCUCUGCCUGAGAUCCGGAGAGAGGUGGAAGAGCUCCUGGCAGAGGCCAAAUAUUACCUGGUGCAGGGGUUAGCUGACGAGUGCCAUGCUGCCUUACAGAACAAAGAUAUGUAUGAGCCCUUCUGUAAAGUGCCCUUGGUCACUUCAUCAAAGGAAGAACAGAGACUCAUAUCUACCUCCAACAAGCCCACAGUCAAGCUGUUAUACAACAGGAGCAACAACAAGUACUCUUACACCAGCAACUCCGAUGACAACAUGCUGAAAAACAUAGAGCUGUUUGACAAGCUCUCUCUGCGGUUCAACGGACGUGUGCUCUUCAUCAAGGACGUGAUCGGGGAUGAGAUCUGCUGCUGGUCAUUCUAUGGGCAGGGCCGUAAGAUCGCUGAGGUGUGCUGUACCUCCAUAGUCUACGCCACUGAGAAGAAGCAAACCAAGGUGGAGUUCCCAGAGGCUCGCAUCUAUGAGGAGACACUCAACAUCCUGCUGUAUGAGUCUCAGGACGGGCGUGGUCCAGACAAUGCUCUACUGGAGGCUACAGGGGGCGCUGCAGGCCGAUCCCAUCACCUGGAUGAGGACGAGGAACGGGAACUCAUCGAGAGGGUGCGACGCAUUCACAUCAAACGCCCUGAUGACCGCACCCACCACCACCAGUAACUAUACCAGCCAACCAACAUAAUCAUCACCGCUAACUAUACCAGCCAACCAACAUAAUCAUCACCACUAACUAUACCAGCCAACCAACAUAAUCAUCACCACUAACUAUACCAGCCAACCAACAUUAUCGCCACCAGUAACUAUACCAGCCAAUCAACAUUAUCACCACCAGUAAGCCAACUAACAUUAUAGCCACCAGUAACUAUACCAGCCAAUCAACAUUAUCACCACCAGUAAGCCAACUAACAUUAUAGCCACCAGUAACUAUACCAGCCAACCAACAUUAUCACCACCAGUAAGCCAACCAACAUUGUCAGUAUCUGCAGUGACUAUUACCCAUCACUGAUAGAGAACAAGUGCAAUCACACAAUACCCACACGUAAUCUCAUAUCCUUGACAUUGACCACAAGUGACCUCUGUGCUUCUGCAUCACAGCCACUUAUGAACUUUUGCCAGUCUCUAAUCAUGAUUUUAAACUGGGUGGUUCGAGCCCUGAAUGCUGAUUGGCUGACAGCCGUGGUAUAUCAGACCGUAUACCACGGGUAUGACAAAACAUUUAUUUUUACUCUAAUUACGUUGGCAACCAGUUUAUAAUAGCAAUAAAGCACCUCAGGGGUUUGUGCUAUAUGGCCAUAUACCACACCCCCUCAUGCCUUAUUGCUUAAGUAGAGCAUGGUUUGGGUGUUAGUUUGUGUGUUGUCCCAAAUGGCUGUAUCAGUGUUUUCUAAACCCUCCAUAAGAGCUGUUCUUUUUAUCAGUGGUCAAAGAAGACUUAUUUGACCCCCUGUAUUUCCAUAUGUUUUGUAUGUCUCAUCUUUGUAUGAAUGUUGACUGUAUGAAUGUUGAAUGUCCAGUAGGAGAUCUGGUGCCUUAAAUCUGUGGUCUUGUGCCUUAAGUCUGUGGGUGUAAGUGCAGCUUACAAUCUGAUUUACUUUAUCAUGUCACUACAACAUUGCUUGGAAGUUCAUGUAUUGUCACAGAGUAGCUAGUUCAGGUUGUAUUUCAGUGAUAAUAGUAAUACACUGAAACAAUACCUUUUCCUACCACUUCAGUUUUUAGAGAUGUUUUAUGAGAGAAAAGAAACCUGCACGCUGCUCUUGCUAGUGUGACUGUUCUUCAUUAAGCUUUAUGUAUUGUCCUCAAGACCCUUUGUCAGAGCGUUUGUGAGUUUUUAAUUUACACCCUUAUGUAGACAGUGCUCCACCCACAGCCGUUCAAUGCAUCGACUGGGGUUGGAGUGAUGGACAAAUAUAUUCAUUAGCUUGAAUUGGUGAUAUGCAAACUGUAUCUAGAGGCAAAAGAAAUGUACCUAUUUAGACGAGGUGCUGGCUAGCAGAGUAGAACAUUGUCUGUCCAAACAUUGGAUAUUAGGUUAUUAAAUUAUUGCAUCUGAGCUCCUAGAGUGUGCGGCUCUCCUUUAAUUUUUCAAAUAUGCAAACUGCAUUUUUAUCAUGUUUUAGAAAUUUGGUUCUUCUAUUUCCUGUAUGUUCUCAUUUCAUCCAGCAGAGGGUGUUGUGUACAAAGACACUGAAAGUGUGCUAAGUUGUUGAAGUUACCCCUAGAUGCUGAUCUUGGGUAAGUUUUUUUGUAUUUCCCCCACUAAUGGAUAAGGGUUGGGAAGCUGACCCUAGAUAUUUGCCUAGGGGAACUUUACCUCAGAGCAAUAUGUUACAACCCACCCCUGAAUUGUAAGUGGUGUGAAUACACCCACCUUUUAUACUGUAGUCAUGGAUUAAUUAUUUUUUGGGGCAUCCUAAAGAACCUUUUGAGAUGCUGGAUGUGUAAUUAAAUGGAUGUUAUUGCUUCCUGUUACAAUAAUCAUUUGAGGGCGACGUUACAAGACAACUUGUUUGGAAGACCGAUGGCAAGAAAUUAAACCAAGCACAUCCAGACAGCAAAUGUCACAAUUUAACACUCUUUUACCUGGGAAAUGAUUGUCUUUUGCACUGUAUUUAACAUUUCUUACAAUAAAGAUUUUUAUGAAUA